Messenger RNA from Aegilops tauschii subsp. strangulata, 1767 nucleotides. Its product is annotated as F-box/FBD/LRR-repeat protein At1g13570-like. Lineage: Eukaryota; Viridiplantae; Streptophyta; Magnoliopsida; Poales; Poaceae. The record is from RefSeq and is a predicted model, not a curated record. Gene Ontology annotation, molecular function: protein binding.
CCCAACUGAAAAUCGAACCCUAGAGAUGGCACGGCAGCAGGGGCCGGCGGCGCGGCGUCGUGGCGGCGUCCUCUGGCCUCUGCGCUCCUGUUUAGCGGCAGGCCGUAGCAGGCGAGCAGCGUCGCCUUCUCCCGUUCUUCCGCACACCCCUACAGCAACACCCCGACAGUUUAAUCUGGAUUCUGAAGCAAUGAGUACCUGCAAAAUGGCAACGGUGGAAGCUACAUCUGUUCCAGACAGACUGAGCAGUCUACCUCCAGAGAUAAAGGGCAACAUCCUCUCCCGUUUGAAUAUCGUAGAAGCGGUUAGGACUUGCACCUUAUCAAGUACAUGGAGGGAUGCAUGGACUGAUAUGCCAAAAAUAUCUCUUCGCGAUGGGAAAUUUACACGAACUAAGUUCGUUACGUUGGUUGAUAUGGUGCUAUCACUCCACAAGGGAACUAUAGAACAGUUCGAUAUUUCGGGUAGUGAAAGCUAUCAUGAUGAGUUCGCUAGGUGGAUGCUUAUGCUGUCAAGCAGAUCACCAAGAUCAAUUAUAAUUGAGUUGAAGUCAAGGCCAAGGUAUAGGAUACCCUCGUGCAUCUUUUCUAUCAGCCAUCUGAAGUCUCUGCACCUAGAAAAUUGCACCAUCAGCUUGCCCCGGGUAUUCCAAGGUUUCAAGAGCCUAACUGACCUAAGCCUCAAAUUUUUCUCCUCCACAAACAUGGAUAUCCAAAAUCUGAUCUCAUUCUGCCCUGUACUGACCAAUUUGAUACUAAAUUAUUUUGAGGGCAUCAACCGUCUAAACAUUCAGGCUCCUGAACUAGAAUAUCUUAAUGUUGUUGGGGACUUUGAAGACAUUGAUUUGGAUGCCCCUAAUCUGAAGGCAGCCAUUCUCUUCCAUUAUCACAAAUCUAAAGCAUAUCAAUCUAUUCCAAUUGCGCAUGACAAGGAAAGCCAUGUCAAGAAGUCAUUGGGAAGCCUAAGUGAGAUCAAAACACUUGGAAUUUCUAGCAGUUUCAUGAAGUAUCUGUCAAAGGCGUGCAUACUUACGAAACUCCCUAUCAUGUUCACUCGCCUGGAGGAUAUUUAUCUUACGAUAUGCUUUUGGGACCAGAGGCAAGUCUUGACCGUGUGUUCAUUGUUUCAGAAUGCCCCUAACUUGAAGAAGCUUCUCAUGUGGAGUUACCCUGGGAGCACAUGUGAUCAGGAUCAGGCGAGCAUUCAAGAGCUUACCCUGCAAAUGCAAAUGAACCAUCUCAUAACGGUCAGUGUGAACGAUUUUCGGGGUGUGGACCACGAAGUCCAUUUCGUGGCAAAGCUAUUGAGCUGGGCACCUGCUUUGGAAGAAGUGAGAAUAGAGUGGAAGGGCGAAAUGGACCGCAGCAUGGUUAUUACUAAGCUAUUAGCGCUGCCGAGGGUGUCUCCCAGGGCCAAGAUCAUCGUUACAUGAUAAAUAUGCUCCCUCACCACUUUGCCAAUCUAAUUUGCUGUGGGUAGAAUUAUUUUGGCUUUGUUUAAGCGGAUGUACCAGCUAGGACUAUCUGGUGGUUAUAUAUUUGUGCGAUGCUGCCAUUCCUCAACAGCGUCAGUUCAGCUCGUGUUGUUUGGUCCCCGUGUUCUGUGUCCAUAAGAAGCGAUCACAUAUAGGAAGGCACCUUCAUGUUGUAUCAACAAGAUGAGAAUCACAGAUAUCAAGUUGUACCUUCGUAUCUUACAUUCUGCAUGUGAUGCGGCAUGAUAAUGAGAUCGGAGUAGCUCAUGCCAGAACCAGUCUACUUUUGGAAA